This is a messenger RNA of Budorcas taxicolor (takin), 9783 nucleotides long. It is a transcript of the gene CENPF, whose product is annotated as centromere protein F. The record is from RefSeq and is a predicted model, not a curated record. Bases 1 to 9783 code for a protein of 3260 amino acids. Gene Ontology annotation, biological process: metaphase chromosome alignment; mitotic cell cycle; regulation of G2/M transition of mitotic cell cycle. Gene Ontology annotation, cellular component: spindle pole; chromosome, centromeric region; nucleus. NCBI's taxonomy places the organism in Eukaryota, Metazoa, Chordata, Mammalia, Artiodactyla, Bovidae. The transcript is spliced from 19 exons. Gene Ontology annotation, molecular function: dynein complex binding; transcription factor binding; protein homodimerization activity.
AUGAGCUGGGCUUUGGAAGAAUGGAAGGAAGGCCUGCCUACAAGAGCCCUUCAGAAGAUUCAAGAGCUUGAAGGCCAGCUCGACAAACUGAAGAAAGAAAGGCAGCAAAGGCAGUUUCAGCUUGAGACCCUGGAGGCUGCGUUGCAGAAGCAAAAACAGAAGAUUGAGAAUGAAAAAACUGAGGGUGCAAACCUGAAAAGGGAGAACCAAAGCUUGAUGGAAAUAUGUGAAAAUCUGGAGAAGACUAAGCAGAAGAUUUCUCAUGAACUUCAAGUCAGAGAGUCACAGGUGAAUUUCCAAGAAGGUCAACUGAACUCGAGCAAAAAACAAAUAGAAAAGCUGGAACAGGAACUUAAAAGGUGUAAAUCUGAACUUGAAAGAAGCCAGCAAGCGGCACAAUCUGCGGAUGUCUCUCUGAAUUCAUGCCUUACACCACAGAAAAUUUUUGCAACUCCGCUCACACCAAGCCAGUAUUAUAGCGGUUCCAAAUAUGAAGAUCUAAAAGAGAAAUAUAAUAAAGAAGUUGAAGAACGAAAAAGAUUAGAGGCAGAGGUAAAAGCCUUGCAGGCAAAGAAAGCAAGCCAGGCUAUUCCCCAAAGCACCAUGAAUCACCGGGACAUCGCCCGACAUCAGGCUUCUUCAUCUGUGUUCUCAUGGCAACAAGAAAAAACCCCAAGCCGUCUUUCAUCUAACACUCUAAAAACUCCAGUUAGGAGAGAUUUCUCUGCAUCUCAUUUUUCUGGGGAACAAGAAGUGACUCCGAGUAGAUCAACUUUGCAAAUAGGGAAAACAGAUGCUAAUAGCAGUUUCUGUGAUAAUUCUAGCAAUUCUCAUCUUUUGGAGCAGUUAAAAGCACAGAACCAAGAACUAAGGAGCAAGAUUAGUGAGCUGGAACUACGUCUGCAAGGACAAGAAAAAGAAAUGAAAGGCCAAGUGAAUAAACUUCAAGAACUCCAACUCCAACUGGAGAAAGCAAAAGUGGAAUUAAACGAAAAAGAGAAAGUUUUGAACAAAACCCGGGAUGAACUAGUGAGAACAACUUCACAGUAUGACCAGGCCUCAACCAAGUGUACUGCUUUGGAACAAAAAUUGAAAAAAUUGACUGAAGAUCUGAGUUGUCAGCGUCAAAAUGCAGAAAGUGCCAGAUGUUCUCUGGAACAGAAGAUCAAGGAGAAAGAAAAAGAGUUCCAAGAGGAGCUCUCCCGUCAACAGCGUUCCUUCCAAACCCUGGACCAGGAGUGCACUCAGAUGAAAGCCAGGCUCACCCAGGAGCUACAGCAAGCUAAGAACACAUACAACAUCCUACAGGCUGAACUGGAUAAAGUCACGUCUGUAAAGCACCAGGUAGAAAAAAAAUUGGAAGAGUUUAAGCAAAAUCUCAGCAAAACUGAACAGGCCUUACAGGCAAGUCAGACCAAGGAAAAUGAGCUGAGGAGAAGCAGUGAGGAAAUGAAGAGGGAAAACAGCCUCCUCAAGAGUCAGUCUGAGCAGAGGGCCCGAGAAGCCUGCCACCUGGAGGAGGAACUGAAGAAGGCCAAGCAGUGUUUGAGUCAGAGCCAGAAUUUUGCAGAAGAAAUGAAGGCUAAGAACACCUCUCAGGAAACCAUGUUAAGAGAUCUUCAAGAAAAGAUAAAUCAGCAAGAGAAUUCCUUGACUUUAGAGAAACUGAAGCUUGCCUUGGCUGACUUGGAAAAGCAGCGAGAUUGUUCUCAAGACCUAUUAAAGAAAAGGGAACACCACAUUGAACAACUGAAUGAAAAGUUAAGCAAAACAGAGAGAGAAUCUGAAGCAUUGUUGAGCGCUUUGGAAUUAAAGAAGAAAGAAUAUGAAGAAUUAAAAGAAGAGAAAACUCUGUUUUCUCGCUGGAAAAGUGAAAACGAACAACUUUUAAAUCAGAUGGAAUCAGAAAAGGAAAGCUUGCAGAGUAAAGUUAAUCACUUGGAAACUUGUCUUAAGACACAACAAAUAAAAAGUCACGAAUAUAACGAGAGGGUAAGAACCCUGGAGAUGGAAAGAGAAAAUCUAAACGUGGAGAUCAGGAACCUUCAAAAUGUGAUCGACAGCAAGACCACAGAGGCAGAGACACAGAAACGUGCUUAUGGAGAACUGCAACAGAAAGCUGAGUUCUCAGAUCAGAAACACGAGAAGGAGAUAGAAAAUACGUGUUUGAAAAUCUCUCACCUCACUGGGCAAGUGGAAGACCUAGAACAUAAGCUUCAGUUACUGUCAAGUGAAAUCAUGGACAAAGACCAGCGUUACCAAGACUUGCAUGCUGAAUAUGAGAGUCUCAGGGAUCUGCUAAAAUCCAGAGAUUCCUCUGCAGUGACAGUUGAGCCUCAUCAGAGAAGUCGUUUGGCUUUUGAACAGCAGUCUGCACUGAACAAUUCCUUUGCAAGUAGAAUUGGAGAGCAAGAAAGCGUGUCUUCAGAAAGGAGUGGAUGCCAUGUAGCAACAGACCAAAGUCCGGAAAGUUCAUCCAUGUUGCAAAGUAGAGUCGUUUCUCUUGAAUUUUCCUUAGAGUCGCAAAAGCAGAUGAACUCAGAUCUGCAGAAGCAGUGUGAAGAGUUGGUGCAAAUCAAAGGAGAAAUUGAAGAAAACCUCACGAAAGCAGAACAGAUGCAUCAAAGUUUUGUGGCUGAAACAAGUCAACGCAUUAGCAAGUUACAAGAAGACACUUCUGUCCAUCAGAAUGUUGUUGCUGAAACUUUAGCUGCCCUGGAGAGCAAGGAAAGAGAGUUGCAACUUUUGAAUGAAAAGUUAGAAACUGAGCAGGCAGAGAUUGGAGAGUUAAAAAAGAACAACCAUUUACUUCAGGAAUCUCUAAAGGAGCUACAGUUUUUGUCUGAAACCCUGAGCUUGGAGAAAAAGGAACUAAAUUCCAUCAUUUCUCUAAAUAAAAAGGACAUUGAAGGGUUGACCCAAGAGAAUGGGACUCUCAAGGAAAUUAAUGCCACCUUAACUCAAGAGAAGAUGAACUUGCUCCAAAAAACUGAGAGUUUUUCAAACUGUAUAGAUGAAAGAGAUAAAAGCAUUUCAGAGUUAUCUAAUCAGUACAAACAAGAAAGGCUUACUUUACUACAAAGAUGUGAAGAAACAGGAAAUGCAUUUCAGGAUCUGAGUGAAAAAUAUAAAGCAGUUCAGGAAAAGAACUCUAAAUUAGAAUGCUUGCUGAGUGAGUGCACGGGUGUUUGUGAAGACAGAAAAAAUGAAUUAGGACAGCUAAAGGAAACAUUUGCAAGGGAACACCAAGCAUUUGUAUCGCAGUUAGCAUCAGCUGAAGAAAGAAACCAGAAUUUAAUUCUGGAGUUGGAGACGGUGCAGCGAGCCCUGCAGUCUGAGAUUACAGAUAUCCAAAACAGCUCCAAGAGGGAGGCUGAUGGUUUAAAGCAAGAAAUCAUGAAGUUAAAGGAAGAGCAAAAUAAGAUGCAACAGGAAGUUAAUGCCUUAUUACAAGAGAAUGAACACCUGAUGGAAUUAAUGAAGACGAAACAUGAGCAUCAAUGUCUAGAACUGGAACCAAUUCAAGACUCUGAGAAAGAAGGAGAGAGGGAGAUAAAUACAUGUCAUGUUCAACUUCCGAUGGAUCUUGAUGUUAAAGAUUCUUCUCUAGACACUUAUAAAGCACAGCCGGUGCAAGUAGAAUCUGAAGUCAGAAACAUGGAAUUAAGACUUCAGAAGAGUGAGAAGGAAGAGUGUCUACAGCACGAAUUACAAGCUAGAGAAUUAGAAACUGAAGAUUUGCAACAAGAUACUCAGUCACAAGAUAUUAGUAGCCUUGGAUUCUCUGAAAUAGAUCCAGAAGAAAAAUAUAUUUCAGUGCUUCAUGAAUUGUCAACAAGUCAGCAGGACAAUGCCCACCUGCAGUGCUCUCUACAGACAGCCAUGAACAAGCUGAAUGAGUUAGAGAAAAUGUGUGAAGCCCUGCAGGUUGAAAAGUCUGAACUCAUAUCUGAGCUGAAUGACUCAAGAUCAGAAUGUAUCAGAGCAACUAGUAAAAUGGCAGAAGAGGCAGGGAAACUAGUAAAUGAAGUUGAAACAUUAAAUGAUGAGAAUGGACUUCUCCAAGGCGAGUUAGUGGAAGAAACACCAGAAGGUGAAUUUGGUGAACAACAAGAUGAGCAGACAUCUGUGAACUUAAAUCCUUUGGAUGACUGUAAUUUCUAUGAGCAUUUGACCAUGUCAAACAAAGAGGUUCAAAUGCACUUUGCUGAAUUAAAGGAGAAAUUUUCAUCUUUACAGAGUGAACACAAAAUUUUACAUGAACAGCACUGUCUGAUGAGCUCCAAGAUGUCAGAGCUGCAGUCUUACGUUGACACAUUAAAGGCUGAAAAUUCAGUCUUGUCGAUGAGUCUGAGGAGCGCUCAAGGUGACCUGGUAAAGGAGGUGGCACCAGCGCCCGGGGAGGAGCAUUUGCUGUCCUUGUCAUUCUCUUGUGUGACUGACAGCCCUGGUAACGCAAGUUUGGGAGAAUCCUCUUUUUACAAAGAUCUUUUAGAGCACACAACAGAAACGUCCCUCUUGAAUAAUUUAGAAGGGACUGUUUCAGCAAACCAGUCCAAUGUAGAGGAAGUCUCUUGCAGUAGUCUGGAGGAGGAGAAUCUGACCGAGAAAGAGAUCCCCUCUGUCCCACUGCAGAGCACUCGAGAACUUGAGACCCUCUGUCAGACGUACCUCCAGUCCCUCAAGCAGCUGGAAGAGGAAAUUGAAAGUCAAGGGCUUACGAAAAACAAGGAAAUUGAAGAGCUCAGGGAGUUACUGAGUUCUUCGAGGGAGGAGCUCGACUACCUCAGGAAGCAGUAUUUGUCAGAAAAUGAACAGUGGCAGCAGAAGCUGACAGAUGUGACAGCGGAGAUGGAGUCCAAGUUGGCGGCUGAAAAGAGACACACGGAGCACCUCACCCUUGAGCUCGAAGUGGCGCGGCUCCAGCUGCAGGGUCUGGACUUAAGCUCUCGGUCGCUGCUUGGCACCGACUUAGAAGAUGCUAUUCCGGGUGGAAACGAUAGCUGUGACAUAAGAGAAUCAGAAGAAUAUACUUCAGAACCUAAAGAGAGGACCCCACAGCAUGAGAUUCACCAGGUUUGUGAAAAAGAUGUUCAGCAGGACCUCAGUCUAGAGAUGGAGAAAAUAACAAAGACUGGUGCAGCCAAACUUACAGAAGAAUGGUCCAGAGAGCGGUCCUCAGAAGCCAGCCCUGAGGCUCCAGUGGGAGAUCCAGCCCAGGGCUGUUCAGAGUGCAUUUCUGAACUGUCCCUUCCUGGGCCUAAUGCUUCAGUGCCUAGGGAUGUUCUGGAGAAUCAGGUAACCAUUCAGAGUCUUGAGCUGAAAGUAAAAGAGACAUCAAAUGAGAAUUUGAGAUUACUUCAUGGCAUAGAGGAACGUGACCAAAAAGUUGAGAACUUGCUAAAUGAAAUCAACGAGUUAGAUUCAAAAUUCCAUUUACAGGAAGUACAACUAACUACCAAGAUUGAAGCAUGUGUGGCAUUGGAAAAAAUAGUUGAGGAACUUAAGAAAGAAAAAUUAGACUUAAAUGAAAAAUUGGCAUCCUUUUCUUGUCAUAACCAGAGAGAAGAAAGUUCAGGAGGUCUCACUCCUAGCUUAGAAAUGGUCACAAGCAAAUUGCUACAUGAAGAUAUUGAAGAUGAUGUAGCCAGGGUGACUGACAACUGGAGAGAGAAAUGUCUCCAGGUGGAAAACGAACUACAGAGGAUUCAAUCUGAGAAAGAUUGCCUGGAGCAUCACACCCUCUCUGUGGAAGCCAGCUUAGAGGCAGUUCAAACAGAGAAACUAUAUUUAGAAAAAGACAAUGAAAAUAAACAAACAGUUAUAACCUGUCUUGAGGAAGGACUCUCUGCGGUCACAAGUGAGAGAGAUCAGCUUCGUGGAGAGUUAGAUACUUUGUCAAAAGAAAAUCAAGAGCUAGAUCAGAUGUGUGAAAAGAUGAAGGAGAAAAUACGGGAGCUUGAAUCUCAUCAAAGGGAGUGUCUGCAUCUCCAAGAGCAGCUUCAGAGUUUGGAAAAGGACUCACAGGCACUGUCUCUGGUAAGAAGUGAAUUGGAAAACCAAAUUGAACAACUGAAUAAAGAGAAGGACUCACUUGUAUGGGAAUCCGAAAGCCUGCAGACCAAACUGAGUGAAUCGGAGAAUGAAAAGCUGGCCAUCACCAAGGCUUUGGAGACUGCACUGAUGGAGAAGGGUGAGGUCGCAGUGAGGCUGGGCUCCACGCAAGAGGAAGUGCACCAGUUGAGAAAAGGCAUUGAGAAACUCAGGGUCCGCAUUGAGGCUGAUGAAAAGAAGCAGCUCCAUGUCUCAGAAAAACUGAAAGCAAGUGAGCGGAGGAAUGACUCGCUUCAGGACAAGGUUGAGACCCUUGAAAGGGAGUUGCAGAUGGCAGAAGAAAGCCAAGAGCUGGUGAUUCUUGACGCUGAGAAUUGCAAAGCAGAGGUGGAGACCCUAAAAACACAAAUAGAAUUGAUGACUGAGCGCCUGAAAGAGUUAGAAUCAGACCUUGUCACCAUACGGACUGAAAAAGAAAAUCUUUUGAAACAGCUACAAGCAAAACAAGGUCAGGCGUCUGAGUUAGAUACGCUGCUCUCUUCGUUGAAAAACCUAUUAGAAGAAAAGGAGCAAGAGAAAAUACAGAUGAAAGAAGAAUCUAAAGCUGCAGUGGAGAUGCUGCAAACACAAUUGAGAGAGCUCAGUGAGGACGUAGCAGCCUUAUGUGACGACCAGGAGACCUGGAAGGUCAAAGAACAGAGUCUGGACUCUCCUGCCCAGGAGGUACAACAGCUAAGAAAUAACAUUGAAAAGCUGAAAGUCCACGUGGACAUUGAUAAAAAGCAGCAGCUCCAUAUCCUAGAAAAACUGAAGGAAAGUGAGCAUCAGGCAGAUUUGCUGAAGGAUACAGUUGAGAACCUUGAAAGAGAACUCAAGCUAUCAGGAGAAAACCAAGAGCAUGUGACUCUUGAGGCUGAGAAGUCCAAAGCAGAAGUAGAGACCCUGAAAGCAACAGUGGAGGAGAUGGACCAAAAUCUGAGAGGUUUGCAAUUAGAUCUUGUCAAUAUAAGAUCAGAAAAAGAAGAUCUGACUAAAGAAUUACGGAAAGAGCAGAGUCGAGUGUCUGAAUUAGAAACAUUAAAUUCUUCAUUUGAAAACCUAUUGCGAGAAAAAGAGCAAGAAAAAGUACAGAUGAAGGAAGAAUCUAAAGCUGCAGUGGAGAUGCUGCAGACACAACUGAAAGAGCUCAGUGAGGAAGUAGCAACCUUGUAUGUUGACCAGGAGACCUGGAAGGUUGAAGAAGAAAGUCUGGACUCCCCAGUUGAGGAGGUACAACAGCUGAGAAAUAACAUUGGAAAGCUGAAAGUCUGCUUAGAUGCUGAUAAAAAGCAGCAGCUCUAUAUCUUAGAAAAACUGAAGGAAAGUCAGCAUCAGGCAGAUUUCCUUAAGGAUACAGUUGAGAACCUUGAAAGAGAACUCGAGCUAUCAGGCAAAAACCAAGAGCAUGUGACUCUUGAGGCUGAGAAGUCCAAAGCAGAAGUAGAGACCCUGAAAACAACAAUGGAGGAGAUGGACCAAAAUCUGAGAGGUUUGCAAUUAGAUCUUGUCAAUAUAAGAUCAGAAAAAGAAGAUCUGACUAAAGAAUUACAAAAAGAGCAGAGUCGAGUGUCUGAAUUAGAAACAUUAAAUUCUUCAUUUGAAAAUAUGUUGCGGGAAAAAGAGCAAGAAAAAGUACAGAUGAAGGAAGAGUCUAAAGCUGCAGUGGAGAUGCUGGAGAAAGAAUUAGAAGAGCUAAACGAGAAAAUGGCAGCCUUGGGUAAUGACCAAGAGACCUGGAAGGUCAAAGAACAGAGCCUGAGUAGUCAAGUAGAUUCCCUUGAACAUGAGAAGGCUCAGUUGCUGCAGGGCCUUGAUGAUACCAAAAGUAAUUACAUGAUUUUGCAGUCUUCUGUGAAUGACCUCGUUCAAGAAGUUGAAGAUGGCAAACAGAAACUAGAGAAAAAGGAUGAAGAAAUCAGAAUACUAAAAAGUCAGACUCGGGACCAAGAGCAGCUUGUCUCUAAACUGUCCCAGAUGGAAGGAGAACAGCAACUUUGGAAGAAGCAAAAGGCAGACCUGGAAAAUCUGAUGGUGGAAUUGGAGCAGAAGAUUCAGGUGCUGCAAUCCAAAAAUGAUGCUUUACAGGAUACCUUAGAAGCUCUGCAGAAUUCUUACAGGAAUCUGGAGAAAGAGCUUGAAUUGACAAAUUUGGAAAAAACGUCCUUUGUUGAAAAAGUAAACGCAAUGACUGUGAAGGAAACUGAGCUUCAGAAGGAAAUGCAUGCAAUGAUACAAAAAACGGCGGAACUGAAAGAAGAAUUUAGUGGGGAGAAAAACAGGCUAACGGAAGAAUUAAAUUUAAUGUUGGAAGAAGUAAAGAGCAGCAAAGGUCAACUGAAUGAGCUCAUGCUAGAAAAUAGUGAAUUGAAGAAGAGUUUGGAUUGUGUACACAAAGACCAUAUGGAAGAACAAGGGAAAAUGAGAGGAGAAAUAGCUGAAUAUCAGCUACGGCUUCAGGAAGCUGAAAACAAACAUCAGGCUUUGCUUCUGGAUACAAACAAACAGCAUGAAAUGGAAAUCCAGACAUAUCGAGAGAAACUGACUUCUCAGGAGGAAUGUCUCAGCUCACAGAAGGUGGAGAUAGACCUCUUAAAGUCCAGUAAAGAAGAACUCAAUAAUUCUUUGAAAGCGACCACUGAGAUUUUAGAAGAACUGAAGAAAACCAAGAUGGAAAAUCUAAAACAUGCAGAUAAACUGAAGAAGGAAAACGAUCGUGCCCAGAGUAAAAUAAAGUUGUUGAUGAAAUCCUGUAAACAGCUGGAAGAGGAAAAGGUGAUGUUGCAGAAAGAACUGUCUCAUCUUGAAGCUGCACAGGAGAAACAGAGAGCAGAUACCGUUGUAGAUGCUAAUGUCGACAAAUUAAUAACUGAAAUGAAAGAACUGAAAGAAUGCCUUGAAGAAAAAACCAAGGAGGCAGACGAAUACCUGGAUAAAUACUGUUCCCUGCUUAUAAGCCAUGAGAAGUUAGAGAAAGCCAAAGAGAUGUUAGAAACACAAGUUGCUCGUUUGAGUUCACAACAAUCUAAACUUAAUCUUCGGAGUUCUCCUUUGGUGAAUUCGGUUGCUCCAGGACCAUCCCCAGUCCCUUCUGCCACUGAAAAGAAGUUACCAUCUGGCCAAAAUAAAUCUUCAGGCAAAAGGCAAAGGUCCAGUGGGAUUCGGGAAGAUGGGAGAGAAACCAUGCCUUCUACACCAGAGACAUUUUCUAAAAAAAGCAGGAAAGCCAUCAAAAGUGGUACUCACCCUCCAGAGGAUGCAGAAGAUGCUGAAUUUGAGCCAGAGGGGCUUCCAGAAGUUGUAAAGAAAGGGUUUGCCGACAUCCCAACCGGAAAGACUAGCCCGUACAUCCUGCGGAGGACAACCAUGGCAACCAGGACCAGCCCCCGCCUUGCUGCCCAGAAGUUAGCAGCAUCCCCGCUAAGUCUCGACAAAGAAAAUCUCACCGAGACCUCCAAACCAACAGCUGGUGGCAGCAGAUCACAAAAGGUCAAGGUUUCUCAGCAGAGCCCAGUGGAUUCAGGCACUACCUUCCGAGAUCCCACUGCCAGAUCUCUCUCCAUCAGUAAUCUUCCUGAGAGAAGUCCAGCGGGCAGCCCCAGGGGGGGCCUGAGAGCCAAGCGAGGCCACCACGCCCCCAGCCCAGAAGCCAGCCUGCAGUCCAAGGGCAGCGAGAACUGUAGGGUCCAGUAG